GCUCUCUGGCGGCUACUACAACGUACUACUCGAUGGUAAGAGGAGUGCACUGCGUCCCGCGACGAGGCAUUUUUGUAGUCAGUAGUGGCGUAGCCCUCGUGCCGGGAGUAUCUCGAUUUGACGCGGAGUACACGAGGCGUAUUCGGUCGUUGAUGUAUAAAUACGGACUGACGUCUCGUUCAUAAGUGGCAAAACUAUCGAGCGAUAAUAAAUCAAGGAAUUUGAAAAAUCGGUGAAAGUGUCGGGACGAGAACGUUUUUUGGUUAUCGUCGAAAGUGCUUUGUGAUUUAUUUUCAUUAACUGUUUUCGAGGCUUCGAAGAUCGAGGGAGGAAAUAAAAUCUCAUUUUCGUUGGAAAGAUUAUUUUUCGACGAUACUGCGACGAAAACUUUGAUCGAAUACUCAAGAAAUCGGAGGUUUCAGUGCGUCUUCGAUUUUUUUUGAGUGCUCGAGCUCGUGACAAGCCCCCGAAUUUCACGGGCCCGAGGAAUCCAGUGCACGACUCUUAUUCAAUCGAGCUCGAAAGCCGAUGCCGCAUGUUUGCCAGUCAAACAUGAUUCACGUGCAUUGACGCGCGAUCUCGUCGCGGGGAAUCCGGAGCGUAGCUGCGCUCGUCGCACAGACCGGUCUACGUCCGGCUUUUACAGAGUCAGGUUGAAAACGACGCGAAGGGAUGCUGAAACACGUGUCGGUCUCGCCCUGGAGAGGACGAGCGGACAGCGUCAGUCUCGCAUCGAGCGGGGGUGCGAGUAGCUGCGGAAGCGGAAGUCCAACCCCCGGUCACACGCCGCCACCCUCGAGGGCAUCAUCCUGCGCGUCUCUUGCGCCACUCACUGCCCUUUCGAGUUUCUCACCCGCCGACGCUGCGCCACAACAAACGACGAUCAAGGUGUACGCAAAUUGCUUGAGACCCGACAUCGAGUACAAGACAUUAAGCAUCACCUACGAAACGACCUGUCGCGAGGUCGUACAAAAUUUGUUGAACAAAUUUCGCAUGAGGCAUCGAGAUUCCAGACUCUUUUAUCUCACGAUGGAAGUCACCGUCCGACGAGCCAACGUUCGCACCGUUUUGCCUCUCGACGAGGACGCUCGACCUGCUGUUCUCCAGUCCUGUCACCCACGAGGAGAUUCGAGAUUUUCGUUGCAGACACGACGAGGAGGGCUCGUCAAGAUAUACGACAGCGCCCUCAUGUCCGGGUCGAAAUACAAAAGUCUACUGAUCUCGGAACAAACGACAGUCGACGAACUGAUACAGAUGCUACUCAGCUGCUACAGUUCGACCGAAAGAGUCGAGCAAUUUUCACUCUACGAGGUCUCCGAGGGCGAGGAAUAUCAGAGGAAACUCCAUCCGGACGAUUCACCUCUCAGAGUAACCCAAAGAUGGACGAGCAUCGAUCGACACUUGCGGAUCAGAAGGAAUCCCGAUUAUAAUCCGCACAGGAGAAAGAGUAUGUGGGCUUCGGAUUCGAGUAUAACGAUGGCAAUGUCGAGGCUUCACUUGCACAACAGUCAGGUGCAGCAGCAAUUACAACAGCAACAAUCCAAUCUGAGCUCGAGUCACAACAACAAUAAUCACAACUCGCGGCAUUUGUUUCUGCGCCAAUGCCCCAACAACAACAACAAUAACAACAACAAUAAUAACAACAACAACAAGAGUCAUAAUCAUAAUCACAACCACAAAAAUUGUCAGUCACGUUUACCACCAGUGACAUCCGGUCCGACGAGCACAGAAACCAUGACGACGUCCACGAGCAUGAUUCAACUUCAGACUCCAGCAAGGAUCGUCGCAUCACACAACAAUCAACUUUCCAAACAUCAGACCCAACAAAAGUCGUCACAGUUGGCUCAGAGCUUGCCCUCGACACCUCUCACGAAAAAACAUCUUACCACGUCCUCCGGUUACUCAGAUUAUGAGAAUUAUCUCUUCAUUUGAGCCGGAGACUCAACGGAAUUGCUUUUUGCGUUGUUAUUUUUCCGAAAAAGCACCAGCGUCCCUGCUCAGGUUCGGGGAUACAGUUUUGAGGAUCACUAUUAACAACGGAAAUGUCAAAAAGAUGAAUGUUUGCUUUGAUUUCGAGUUCUUGAAAUGUUUCAAUGCAAUCCAUGGUAAAGAGGAAACAACGUUAGACUUAUUUUUGUCUCGCUUUUAACCGUCGAGACCCUAAAUCAAAAGCAUUGGGGGCAAAGAAGCUAGCGAAAAAUGCAUUUGAUCAAAUAUUCGUUUAGAAAUAUUUUUUCCUACUUUUCAUUCGUUCACAACCCCAAAUUGUCUAGUUUCAUAACCACAAAUCGUAUAGUUAUGAAUUUCUAAUAUAAAAUCCAUGAAAAAAUGCAAAUUUCAAAUGUUCCAACCGUGGGGAAUCGCAGAAAAAUCAUUGUCCCCUUCAAUAAGAGCAAAAUUGAGUAAUUUCAAGCUUUGCAGAAUGUUGUAAUCGAAUGAUCGUGGUAAAUUAAACGAUCGUGGCAUUUCGCUGCGACAGGUCAAUUUGAAAAGGCUUUGUUGAUCUUAUCUUUCGAGAUAAAAGUGAGUUGAGACCAAAAAUGCUGAUCGAGAAAAACGUGGCUUAAUAUUUGAAUCCAAAUGGGCUAGGAUGACCCGUGCGCGUACAGGAAGGGCUGGAAUUAAAAAAAAUUGUGGUACAGAUCGUUCGUGGUGUAUUUUUUCUGGUUCGAACAGCAAGUGAAAAGAAAUUUGACGAACGAUUCGUUUCUGCAGUGGCGAAAUCGUCGUGUUCCCUUCUGUAAUAAAUUUGUACCUACAAUAGUUUGCCCUCUUCUUGCCUCUCGAUCAGUUACAUUUCGGACGAGCGUGAAACGCCGCAUAUAAAAAGAGCAUCAAUUGUAAGAAUGAUACUACGAUGAUUAAGUCAGUAGUACGAAAACUGUACCAAAGGUAGUCGUAUUUGAGUUUUAAGUUUAUCAUGUAAACGAAGCUUACGACGAAAACAAAAAAAUUAUAUAUAAAUACAUAAAUUUAUGUUGUAACGAUCUAAACAAACGACAAAAUAUUUUAUAUUAUUUCCUAUGUAUAUGCCAUUGCUUAUACGUGUUAUUAAGGCGUUCUUCAUCGAUAAGCACGUGUGUGUGUGCUGAGCGCAAAACUGUUAGAAAUCAAAGUGAGCGUCUAACGAGGCAUUUGCAACGGAGGCCCGAAUCGAAAGAAAUGAGCACAACGAAAUUGGAGUUUUCUUCCUCCAAUUUGCUUGCAAUUCCGUAACGAAAUUCAACAAAAAUUGAACGAGUCCGAAGCGGGUUCGUCAUUUCUGAAUGUGUACGGCGAGGGGAAAUUUGCAGCUUUUGAUCUUUGUACAAAAAAAAUAGUUUUUUUCUGUGUUUAUCUGAAUCCUCGUUGACACUUUUUCGUAGGAAAAAUGGCUAAUGUUAUUUGAGAUUCUAGUCAGAUUUGGCUAAUUAAAAUGCUUUUGGAUUUGCGAGAAUAUUUGGACUUGGGGAUCGAAGGGAUGAAAAUUUGUAAUUUGCGCGUUCGUGACGACUUGAUUUCCUGAAAUGGGAUCGAAAAUGUUGAAUUUCUUAUGGAAGUUUUGAUCGAAGUGCUUUUCAAUGGACUUUCCAUUCGGGCUUGACACGAGAAACAAAAACAUUGAGAAACGAGCAUUUAUUUGUGUGUUCGGAAGCGGUAUGACCGAAAAGUCGUAUUUUUUAUUUAUUUAUUACGCUCCUCGUAGAGUUAUUGAAGAACCGGUCGCGCUUCGAUUUCAAUGAUCGAAUAUUAAACGAUUUUUCGUUCAUUGUAACGUCACAGAUUCACUUUCGUUUAUUGUUAUUUUUCCUCUCUUUCUCUUUUUCCUUUGAACAAAACCUUACUCGUAACUUUACUCUCAUCACGGAAAGCGCAAGUGCAGAAAUAAAAACACUCUUCGUUCCGUCGAUGCAAAAAAAAAAACAAUAGUACAACGUUCCUGCUCGCAGCUAUGGGAAUACCGUUAAGUUACCUUUCUAACCUAAAAAUUUGUAAACUCUUUUCCUCCGCGUGACGAAAGAAACGAAAUUAAAAAGAAUAAAUAUUCAAA
This is a messenger RNA of Venturia canescens, 4030 nucleotides long. RefSeq lists its product as uncharacterized. Gene Ontology annotation, biological process: positive regulation of epidermal growth factor receptor signaling pathway; positive regulation of fibroblast growth factor receptor signaling pathway; signal transduction. NCBI's taxonomy places the organism in Eukaryota, Metazoa, Arthropoda, Insecta, Hymenoptera, Ichneumonidae. The transcript has 6 exons. The record is from RefSeq and is a predicted model, not a curated record. Bases 673 to 1932 code for a protein of 419 amino acids.